This is a messenger RNA of Strongylus vulgaris, 519 nucleotides long. The record is from the annotation of a GenBank genome assembly. Lineage: Eukaryota; Metazoa; Nematoda; Chromadorea; Rhabditida; Strongylidae.
AUGAGGCAGUCGAAUGGCUCGGGCCCUCGAAAUGCUGGUGGUGAUAGUGGCGAUGCUUCAGCUGGUAAUGUGACGAGGCCGAAGAAAGCCAUCACCAAAAAGAAGGUGCUUAAGAAAGAACUUGGAUCCAAGAAACCUUCACGAAUAGCCUCUAAAUUCUGGCGAGAAGGAGAGGGCAAAAGAGGUCCUACUGGCUCGAUUACGAAAGGAUGGUUGGGUGACCGAGAUAAAUUUACUAUUGACAAGGUUUACCUUCCUAGGCGAAGACAUCAUUAUGGUUUUCACCGUUUUUGUUUCGACUUGGAGAAAAUCGCACCGUGGGCGUGGCCGCAGAGCGGUUGGCGGCGUCUGCUAACACUUCACCAUUUUCUUCCUGAAUUCCAUCCUGCGAGCAUGGAGGACGUGGGAGAAGAGCCGCACAAAAAGAGGUGUGGGAUGGAGCGGGGUCAGGCCACCGUUCUUGUUGAUAUAAUUAUAAAAAAUUUUGAGAAAAUGUUCAAGAUUGAUGAGUACCGAUAG